Candidula unifasciata is the source of this 1316-nucleotide messenger RNA. The record is from the annotation of a GenBank genome assembly. NCBI's taxonomy places the organism in Eukaryota, Metazoa, Mollusca, Gastropoda, Stylommatophora, Geomitridae.
UGGAUGAUGACCUGAUGCUGCCAGCAUUCGUGGAUCUGGAUCACCUACAUUCCUACUUCCUCACCAACGACGGCAUCCAGCAGGCCAAAGCGGUGAUGACCAUCUUGUGUAACUACCACCCGGACAUCAUCUACUGCCCACUGCUCUACCCCAUGUCCUGCUUGUUCCUGCACUACAUGGAGCCCGAAGCCUGCUUCAACUGCCUCCAGGCCAUGCUUAGCAGUACCAGGCCCUACUACUUUACCCAGACCAAGGUCAAAACCGAAGCUUCUAAAUUUGUUCUCCGAGAUCUGGCCAAAAAAUAUGCGAAACAAGCGUACGUCCUGAUGGUCAGAAGCUCCAAGACUGUGGAGUCUGUCUUUGUUACGUGGUUGUGGUGGAUUUUCCGGGAUCUUCCCUUUCAGUACCUGGUUCGGAUCAUAGACAGUUUUCUCCUGGAGGGUUACAAAGUUCUUUACAGAGUUGCCCUGGCAAUCAUGAUUCUGUUUGCCAAAGAAUCCAAUCGACACGGAAGUCGGAACUCUCCGGUUCACAAUAUUAGUGCUGCCAUCUCCAGGUUCUGCAAAAAUAUGUCUGUGGACCCGAAACGUUUGAUUAAGGUUGCCUUUGGAAUACGAGGCUUCAACCGAAAAGAGAUUGAAAAACUGCAGGAGAAAAAUGAGGCAUACCUUAAGAGUCUUCCGGCGAGGGACAUUGUUCCUAGGGUGGUCUCCUCCCCCAGUAUGGGCAAUAUUUCCAUCGCAAGGUCCUUCAACGGACCACGACUGAGGCAACAUGUGGCUUCGGCAAUUCUCACCCCUGAAAUGCUUCAGACCAUCUGGCAGUGGAUACCUGUGAGGUUUAGCCUAAUGAGACCCAAGAUGUUGUUUUCCUCCGACGAACACGGCACAGCCAUCCGCACACUCUACAACAGGACCGAGCAUGCAGCCCAGACUAUCCUGGCCAUAAAGACAACCAGGAAUGAGAUAAUUGGGGCAUUUUGCUCCACUUCCUGGGACACUCGCCACGAAAAGAACAAACCACACACCUCGUUCUUCGGCACCGGUGAGACAUUUGUGUUCACACUGUACCCAGAGACACACAAGUACCCCUGGACCGGGCUGCUGGGCUACCCCCCGGAGCACACGGCCGACCUGUUUAUGGCUGGGGACGAGCAUAUGUUGGUCAUUGGUAGCGGGAACGGAGAGGCCAUCUACCUGGACACCAUGAUGAACAGGUGCAGCACCACACACUGCAACACCUUCGACAAUGAGCCCCUGUGUUCAGAAACAGAUUUUAGCUGCCAAGUAGUGGAAGUCUUUGGCUUCGUGGAAUGA